Colletotrichum navitas is the source of this 150-nucleotide messenger RNA. RefSeq lists its product as uncharacterized. The transcript has a single exon. Lineage: Eukaryota; Fungi; Ascomycota; Sordariomycetes; Glomerellales; Glomerellaceae. The annotation marks the transcript as partial. The record is from RefSeq and is a predicted model, not a curated record.
UUUAAGCUACAACUUGAGACCCUAUUGAAAGACAGGAGCAAAUUCCCAGGAGAUAAGUAUACGUGCAAAGAAACAAUUAUUAACAUAUCCAUUAAGCAAAGCCACCAGCGCGGUCUAAAGAAGCGAUUUAAGGGCGUAGAGAUUGAUUAG